This is a messenger RNA of Chelonoidis abingdonii (Abingdon island giant tortoise), 474 nucleotides long. It is a transcript of the gene SPINK2, whose product is annotated as serine peptidase inhibitor Kazal type 2. The record is from RefSeq and is a predicted model, not a curated record. Gene Ontology annotation, biological process: negative regulation of serine-type endopeptidase activity; spermatid development. Gene Ontology annotation, molecular function: protein binding; serine-type endopeptidase inhibitor activity. Lineage: Eukaryota; Metazoa; Chordata; Testudines; Testudinidae.
GCUGCCCGCGGCGCUGGCUGUGGAGAUGGGAGCGUUGGGCUGCGUCGUGCGCGCGACUGCGCUGCUGCUGCUGUGGGGGGCGCUGGCAGGGAUCCUCCUGCCGCCGCCCGCGCGGGCCGCCGCCGCCAUCUCGCCGAAAUGCUACUUGUAUAGUAUGCUUGGAUGUCCAAAGAACUUUAACCCGGUUUGUGGGACUGAUGGGCACACAUAUCCAAAUGAGUGUGCACUUUGCCUUUCAAACAGGGAAAAUAGGAAGAAUGUCAAAAUUAGCUGGAAGGGAUCCUGCUAAUAUGGUGGUGGUAUUCUUUGGCUUUCAUCUGUUCCAUAUUCUUCAAUCUGAAGAGGAAACAGUGUCUUAAAUUUGCCUUCUAAGUAGUUUUAGACUAAUUAAAUAAAAUGCCUAUUUUGCUCUUUUACCACUUUUGAAUACACCUAAUACUAUUAUUUUAUUAAAAUAGUAGUCAUGUUUAUGAA